UCUGAACAUGCAUAAUUACGUCAACACAACCGGCCGCACCGACUGCACUCGCUAGUGCGGUACGCGUAAUACUCGUCGAGAUCAGCAGGGCAUGCAGAAUUAUUCCGUCGAUGAUGUCCGGUCAUCAUGAUGUACUUACUGGGACUAACACCACUGCAUGAUUAUCCAGAUCAUUGAUGCUAAGCAGAUACUGUCAGAGUGGCGCAUGUGCACUUCUGUUACUUUAAAUUAUGGCCUCCAUCCCAGCUGAUGCCUCCAGAGUUUGUACCUGUGCUGGUCAAAUGAUCAUCAGAAGCUACAACACCAGAAAAAAUGCCUACCGUAGGUUGUUGCAUCAAACUAAUCAGAGGUGGGCUUCUACAAAGAGUGCUGAAACCAUUGGAGUCAAACAUCUGAGACGAUGCAUUCAGACCACAGGACCUUUGACUGUUGCUGAGUAUAUGAGAGAGGUUCUGACCAAUCCAGUCACUGGUUACUACAUGAAUAAAGAUGUUUUUGGCACUAAAGGAGAUUUUAUCACAUCACCUGAGAUAAGCCAAAUGUUUGGUGAGUUGAUUGCUCUGUGGGUCAUCCAUGAGUGGACACAGUCGGGCUGGAAAACACCCUUACAGGUUGUGGAACUUGGCCCAGGUAGAGGGACGUUAGCUGACGACAUGUUACGGGUGUUCAAGCAGUUUCAACAAGUCAUUGGCAAUUCCUUGUCGCUCCACCUGGUGGAGGUCAGCCCUAAGAUGAGCCAACUCCAAGAGGAGAAACUUACGGGUCAGCAGCAAUCAACAACAGACCCAGGCCAACCUGCAGUCAGCCAGGACUCUCUCGCUAGAAGAGAUGAAGGAGGUCUAGGUGAGGAGAAGAGCCCACCAUCAGCCUACAAAACCAGCAUCAGCAAGACAGGAGUGCCUGUAGCAUGGUACCGGAGUCUCAAGGAUGUACCGAAAGGACCCACCUGUUUUAUUGCUCACGAAUUCUUUGAUGCCUUGCCAGUUCAUAAAUUCCAGAGAACACAGAAAGGUUGGCGUGAAGUUCUUGUUGAUGUUGAUAAUAAUGAUGCCGGAGCUCAUCAUCUGCGCUUUGUGUUGUCACCAGCGCCUACACCAGCUUCAACUGCCUAUCCCCAGGACAGUGAUAGCAGAGAUCACAUCGAAGUUUGCCCAGAGGGAGGUGUGAUUGUAGAAGAGAUGGCCCACAGGAUAUCACAGCAUGGUGGAAUGAGUCUCGUCAUUGAUUACGGACAUGAUGGGACCAAGGCUGACACGCUAAGGGGAUUCAAGAAUCACCAACUACAUGAUGUGCUUUGUGAACCUGGUACUGCAGAUCUCACUGCCGAUGUUGACUUCUCAUAUUUCCGUCGAAUAGUUCAAAACAAAGUUUCCCCUUAUGGACCUGUUACUCAACAGUCAUUCUUAAAGGCAAUGGGUAUUGAGACAAGACUACAGAUGCUACUGAAGAAUGCCUCCGGCAAGCAGAGGAGUAGCCUGCUCAGUGGUUACAAGAUGCUGACAGACCCAGCACAAAUGGGCGAGAGAUUUAAGUUCUUUGCUAUGAUGCCGCUCAUUCCUGAGAUGCAAGGUGGGCCGGCAGGGUUCCCACCUUGAUACCUCUGAGGGUUAAAUGCCGAAGAACCCGAGGCUGGAUGAGGGAUGGAGGAAGUGAUCCAAGGUCUUUGCUUUGAUGUAACUGACUGAAAGCAGUCAACGUUGGAGGCAAAAUCACCCCAAAUGGGUGACCUCCAUGAUUAUUCAAGGUGACGGGAGGCAUGUGAAAGGAUCUUUCUAGGAUUUAAUGGGCUUGUACGCUUCAUCUUUAUAUUAGACUGAUGUCUAUUACAUUGUAUUUCUUCUUUUGAUUAAUUAGAAUGCCACAUUGUUAGAAUGACUGUUUCCUUUCAGAAGGUACCAGAGAAUGGUCCAUAACUUCCUUGAGCAUAAAUGGCAGACAGCUUCAGGUUAAAAAGUGUGAGAUAAAUGCAAAAUGAAAUAUA
Acanthaster planci (crown-of-thorns starfish) is the source of this 1981-nucleotide messenger RNA. RefSeq names its product NADH:ubiquinone oxidoreductase complex assembly factor 7 (gene ndufaf7). The record is from RefSeq and is a predicted model, not a curated record. Gene Ontology annotation, biological process: mitochondrial respiratory chain complex I assembly. Lineage: Eukaryota; Metazoa; Echinodermata; Asteroidea; Valvatida; Acanthasteridae. Gene Ontology annotation, cellular component: mitochondrion. Gene Ontology annotation, molecular function: protein-arginine omega-N symmetric methyltransferase activity.